Colletotrichum navitas is the source of this 750-nucleotide messenger RNA. Its product is annotated as UcrQ family protein. The transcript is spliced from 4 exons. Gene Ontology annotation, biological process: mitochondrial electron transport, ubiquinol to cytochrome c. The record is from RefSeq and is a predicted model, not a curated record. Lineage: Eukaryota; Fungi; Ascomycota; Sordariomycetes; Glomerellales; Glomerellaceae. The coding region runs from base 84 to 401 and encodes 105 amino acids.
CUCGUCCGAUUCGACCCAUCCCGUUUUCCAGCGUAACGACUUUCUACCCGGUAACACAUCACCGUCCAUCACACGCCGUCACGAUGAGACCUACGCAAGCUCUUAUGGGUGGACCUAGUGUCCCUCACGGAAAGUACCAGCACUACCUCGGCUGGUGGGGACACAUUGGUGGCGAGAAGCAGAGAGGCAUCAUCACCUACGGCCUUGCCCCCAACCGCCAGAACCCCUUCGCGGGCGCUGCUCACGACGCCGUCUUCAACACCUGGCGCCGCUUCAGCGCGCAGGUCCUCUACUUCCUCCCUCCUCUGGUUGCCGGCUGGUACAUCAUGGACUGGGCCACUCACCGCAACCACUACCUGAACUCCAAGCAGGGCCGCGCCGAGUUCGGCGACGAGGAGUAAGCGCGUCUUUCGACAACGGUGGACGAUAAGUGCUAGAGGCGGACAACGAUUCCCUGUGUCAAAACACAUGUAUAUCAUCUACGUAGAGGCGAGAUAUGGAACAGAACCCUAUUUUUGACGAUUCUAACACAUGAGACCUCUUACUACAAAAAUAUAAAACAGUCACCCUCGUGUGUCGGUGAAAGAUAUUACGUGCUGUUGUUUCUUGAACUCCGCAGGAAAAGGUCACCAAUGUGAUCAGCCUUUGCCGCAGCAGCUAAGGGCUUGUUAGUUCCCAAUACCCAAACACAUAGCCCUUAAAGCAUCUGUACCAAAUGCUUUAUCUCGCAAGUUUGCCAUUGACUUUUAA